Lactuca virosa is the source of this 729-nucleotide messenger RNA. NCBI's taxonomy places the organism in Eukaryota, Viridiplantae, Streptophyta, Magnoliopsida, Asterales, Asteraceae. The record is from the annotation of a GenBank genome assembly.
ACAAAUAUCAACAAUUAUUAUUAUUACUAAGCUCGGGUCACGAAUAACCGUCUGAGGAUUUUGAGCCAUCUGAUCUUCUUCAUAUGCGAUCCUCACCGUAUAAACUCCCUAUUUACGAUUUUCCAUGGCAGUUCGUCGUCGACCCACGUUCUCAACCACCGUCGGUUGUCUCCUCCAACAAGCAUUCAAUCGGUUAAUCAGCCUCCUUCGAAGAUUGAUUUGGUUAUGGCUUCAACCUCCUCUCAUUACAUCUUUAACCCCCACUUCUCCAUAAUCCCUAAACAUCAGGUAGCUGUAGUAGCUGUAGUAACUGCUCUGCCUAUAUAAGAGGUCGCUUCUUUGAAUGUAUUCGUUAUUCCAUCACUUGAAAUCUAUCUAUUGGUUGAUCAAUCAUGAACGAGAAAUUGGCUUUUCCGUUAGAAGAAAUUUCACCGAAGGUUUCUGAAAUUGCUAAAGAAGAUCAACAAUUCGAAAGGAAAAGAAAAAGGGUUUUAGCUCUAACACAGUGGAAGUGGGAUGAAGUUGUGGACCUCUGUUCAGAUGAUGAUGAGGAGGAGGAUGUCAUACAACCAAAAAAGAAAGUCAGGGUUUGCAUUCACAAUCGAAAUCGACCCAUGAAACUCCUUGAUGAGUCGGAUGUGGAGGCUUGAUGUUUAUAUAAGUUGGUUUUAGUAUGUUUGUGUUAACUCUGUUGAGUUUAGGAUGCUUCGUUUUCAAUAUUAUGUUUAG